This is a messenger RNA of Mirounga angustirostris (Northern elephant seal), 3151 nucleotides long. It is a transcript of the gene DIPK1B, whose product is annotated as divergent protein kinase domain 1B. NCBI's taxonomy places the organism in Eukaryota, Metazoa, Chordata, Mammalia, Carnivora, Phocidae. The record is from RefSeq and is a predicted model, not a curated record. The transcript has 5 exons. Bases 155 to 1471 code for a protein of 438 amino acids.
GAGCGCGCCCUCGCGUGGACGUGGACGUGGUCGUGGUCGUGGACGCGGGCGCGGGCACGGGCGCGCGGGAGGCGGCGGCAGAGGGCGGCCGUUGCGGGCCGGCCCGCGGGGCUGAGGCCGAGCCGAGCCGGGCCCGCGCACGCCGGGGCCCACCAUGCGGCGGCUGCGGCGCCUGGCGCACCUGGUGCUCUUCUGCCCCUUCUCCAAGGGCCUGCAGCAGGGCCGGCUCCCGGGCCUCAGGGUCAAGUACGUCUUCUUGGUCUGGCUGGGCGUCUCUGUGGGCAGCUGGAUGGUGUACGUGCACUACUCGUCCCACGCGGAGCUCUGCCGUGGGCACGUCUGCCAGGUGGUUAUCUGUGACCAGUACCACAAGGGCAUCAUCUCCGGCUCCAUCUGCCAGGACCUGUGCAACCUGCACAAGGUAGAGUGGAGGACGUGCCUGUCCUCCGUCCCAGGCCAGCAGGACCCCUGUGGCCCCAUGCAGGUGUACAGUGGGCUGUGGCAGGGCAAGGAGGUGACCAUUAAGUGCGGCAUCGAGGAGGGCCUGGACCCCAAGGCCAGGUCGGACCCGGCCCCCCGGCAGGAUCUGGUGCUGUUCGACAAGCCCACUCGGGGCACCUCAAUUAAGGAGUUCCGGGAGAUGACCCUCAGCUUUCUCAAGGCAAACCUGGGAGACCUGCCCUCCCUGCCCGCGCUGGUUGGGCAGGUCCUGCUCAUGGCCGACUUCAACAAGGACAGCAGGGUGUCCCUGGCCGAGGCCAAGUCGGUGUGGGCCCUGCUCCAACGGAACGAGUUCCUGCUGCUGCUGUCCCUCCAGGAGGAGCACGCGUCCCGGCUGCUGGGCUCCUGCGGGGACCUCUAUGUCACCGAGGGGGUCCCACACGGUUCCUGGCACGGGGCCGCUCUCCCGCCCCUCCUGCGCCCGCUGCUGCCCCCCGCCCUGCAUGCAGCCCUGCAGCGGUGGCUGGGGCCCGCGUGGCCCUGGAGGGCCAAGAUCGCCAUCGGCCUGCUGGAGUUUGUGGAGGAGCUCUUCCAUGGCGCCUACGGGACCUUCUACAUGUGCGAGACCACGCUGGCCAACGUGGGCUACACGGCCAAGUACGACUUCAAGAUGGCCGACCUGCAGCAGGUGGCGCCCGAGGCCGCCGUGCGCCGCUUCCUGCGGGGCCGCCACUGCGAGCGCAGCUCGGACUGCACCUACGGCCGGGACUGCAGGGCCCCCUGCGACAAGCUCAUGAGGCAGUGCAAGGGCGACCUCAUCCAGCCCAACCUGGCCAAGGUGUGCGAGCUGCUACGGGACUACCUGCUGCCCGGCGCCCCCGCCGACCUGCACGAGGAGCUGGGCAAGCAGCUGCGCACCUGCACGACGCUGAGCGGGCUGGCCAGCCAGGUGGAGGCCCACCACUCGCUGGUGCUGAGCCACCUCAAGACCCUGCUCUGGAAGAAGAUCUCCAACACCAAGUACUCGUGAUGGCCGGCUCCCAGCCCCCCGCUCCCAACUCCCAGGGGGCUGCCUGGGGCCCCAGAGAGCCACUCCCGCCCUUGGGUCCUCCUCCCUCUUCACCCUGCCACCCAGCAAAGGACAGGACCACAGGAGCUGGAGGCCUGGCCUGCAUCCACCCGCAACGAGCCAGGGAAGGGGUCCUUCCCUCAGCCCCAGACGCCAACCACCCAGACAGGGGAGCCGCAUGGCUGGAAAGGGGGUGGGGGGGCAGGAGCAGCACCAGGAGCCUGACCACAAGGGCUGGCUGAAGGACUCACCCGGGACUCUGUUACUUUGAAGAACGUGUGAUGUAAAUAAACAGCUUUUCUGUGAGUGUCUCUGGGUUCCCUCACGCCACGCUGGAGCCCUGCCUCCCAGACCCGCCCUCAGCCUCCUGAGCUCAGGGGUGGGGGGCUGCUCUUGCCCAGGCUGGACGGAACGCGGCGUGGUCCUCCGGGUCCCCAUCAGCUGGAGAGGCCUCAGCGGGCAUCACAGGUACGCUCUCUCCCAGAGCCACGUUCUGGGGGGCCGGAGGGGUGUGGUCAUAGGAUGCCAGAUGCUGCUGGCGGGUGCUGCAGUUCCAAAGGAAGGGACCGACGGAGAGCCGGGCUCCUCCCGUGCCAGACCCUCUCCUACAGUCCAGCGCGCACGACUUCCACAGAUCCCCAUGAACCACUAGGUGAAAAACCCAUCAUCCAGGAAAGAGCCGAGCAUUCUCCCUGCCUCUCCUCAAGGGGAAGCUGCAGGAGCUGGACACCCGCUUCCCGUGGGGGCCCCACUGCUGAGCCCAGGCUGGUACACUGAAUGGAGAAUGUGCAGGCUGUGACCUACCCCAUGGAGGGGGUCGGCAGGUGGCUCCCUCUGCUUCCAUUCUGGGAAGUGAAAACGCCCAGCAUUGUUUUGACGAAAGGCAAGGUUUCAAAACAUCCACACAAGCAGUCACAGGGUUUAUUAAGAGAUCCCAAACACCAGGAGGCUCAGGGAGCUGGGGGAAGGGCUGCGUCCCCAUCCCAGGUCACGGUGGGCAGGAGAUCCUACUCCUGAAGUCCCUGGGGGCCGCUGACCUUUGCAGGCUUAACUCCCGGUGGUUACAAUGCCUGGGAAAGGCUAUGCGGGAACGCCUGAACAUCACACAGCCAAAUAAGCAGGUGACAGUUCAGGAAAGCGAGCUGCCCUCCUCCCCGCACCCACUGGCGUGGGCAUGCAUGUGCACACACGUACCCACCAGCCUCCUGCUCUGGCCUCAGCUAAUCACACUGUGAGAAAAAACCAAGUAAAGACAGUUUAUUCAACACCAGUCUCAAGUUUUGCCAACAAAGAAACACUUUUAUUGAAAAAUGUAUUCCAAAAUUUCAACUGUAAUACCCAUGUUUUUAGUAUUGAUUCCUAAAACUCAUCCUUACCUACAUUAAAAAAUAACUUUCUGCCCCAUCUAGGUUUUUCUCUCUUGUGGGGUGGGUAAUCCAAAUACAGCACAAAAAACAGUUUAGAAUUGGGACACCGGGGUGACUCUGCCAGUUGAGCGUCCUACUCUAGGUUUCAGCUCAGGCCACGAUCUCAGGGUCGUGGGAUCGAGCCCCACGUCAGGUUCCAGGCUGAGUGUGGACUCUGCUUCAGAUUCUCUCCCCCUCUGUCCACCCCCACCCCCAGCUUAUGCUCUAAAAUAAA